AUGAGAAAAGCUUUGGCUGCCCGCUAUUUGGAACACCUGACUGGCGAUGACCUCAUCGAUCUGGAUGAACUCAUUGGUGCUGAUGACGAUGAGGAUUUCAUAUCUGCAUCGCUCCAGAAUGCCAUCCAGGAAAUUAGCAGUGGAGGCUCGACUGCCGGCAAGCAGAUGCGGGCUUUGAAGGCUCACGCGCAAGAUUCGGCUCAACCCUAUGGCCAUCACAGCAUGACCAAGAGACGAAUGGCAAGAUUCCUUUGCGGGCUUGAACGAGCUGGCCGCUAUUUGAAGCAACCCUCGUUUCUUUCAUGGCUUCGUCGACGAGGACGCGAUGGCAUGGAUCAAGAGCACUUAUUUGAAGGCCCACCCUACUCGUGCCAUCCGCUGGAUCAUGCGGUGUGGAAAGCUCAGGAUUUGGGCAUCUCAUUUGAAGAUCAAAAAGUUUAA
Molecule: messenger RNA, 441 nt
Organism: Durusdinium trenchii
Lineage: Eukaryota; Dinophyceae; Suessiales; Symbiodiniaceae
Source: the annotation of a GenBank genome assembly